This is a messenger RNA of Ostrea edulis (European flat oyster), 1849 nucleotides long. RefSeq names its product cAMP-regulated phosphoprotein 19-A-like. The transcript is spliced from 3 exons. Lineage: Eukaryota; Metazoa; Mollusca; Bivalvia; Ostreida; Ostreidae. The record is from RefSeq and is a predicted model, not a curated record. Gene Ontology annotation, molecular function: protein phosphatase inhibitor activity. Gene Ontology annotation, cellular component: cytoplasm. The coding region runs from base 114 to 512 and encodes 132 amino acids.
AAUUAUACACCUUGCUUUUGUAACAACACAUUUGAUUGGUUAAUAUCAGACGUAAUUCAUCGCCAUAUUUUGAUGAAUUUAGGCGCAGAAUAAACAAGCAACAACUUUAAAUUAUGACUUCUAAUGAGACACAAGGGGGACCGGAUGGGACCAAAGAAGAAGGCACAGAUAAGUCUGGUGGCGAUGUCUUUGCCAAGCCAGCCAUUCCUGAACUCUCAGCCACAGAAAAAAUGAAGCAAGAAGAAGAUAAAUUACGGAAGAAAUAUCCAAAUAUGAAGCCGGGUGUUGGAGGGUCAGCUUUAUUAUCAAAACGACUACAAAAGAACAAGUACUUUGAUUCAGGAGAAUACAACAUGACAAAGGCCAAAAUGAGAGGGUCAAAGCUACCGCCUGCGGCACAGGAAAACAUGAUUUUGCAGGAACCACCGGGGGACGCCAUUCCCACACCAGAAGCCAUCGCUACAAUUAGGAAACCAUCACUUCAACAAAGCAAGUUAGCAGAGCUUUCAUGAAUGGCACCACUUAAUAUGAUAUUUUUGUUAUUCAAAUAAUAGCGCUUUUUCACCUCUCAUGACAUCACUCAGAAGUUGGCAGUCACAAUUUUUUUUUUCAUGCGGGAAAUUGAUUUUACUGAGAGAUAUCUGGGCAUUUUAUACAUUGUUUAUGGUUCCCAGACAGUAUAAACUUUUGAUAUUUCUUCUUUACCAGGAGUGAAAUUCAAAGUUUUCACUUAAUGUUAGAAAUAUCGUAUUUUUGCUUAAAAUUUUUUUGACCCUCAUGACUGUUAUAGAGGAAAAAGAAAGUAACUGUAUUUUUUCAGUAAGUUUGUCAUUUUGUCUGUGAUGUGUGUUUUAGUGAAUGUAUGAUACAUGUAUGUGUGUAAUUGUUAAUACUAAAUGUUUCGUUUUGUUAAUGCAUCAUAUGUAAUUAUACUUGAUUUAUAAAAUCUAUGUGGAAUGGGUUUUUUUUAACAAUAGAGAUCAUGAAUGAUGUUAAAGUAUUGACAUUGUUCCACAAGGAUUUCCAGUAAAUAAUGUUUGUACAUUGUGAAUGCAGUUAAAUCAAGUCAAAUAUGGAAGAACAUAUAUAUAUAUAUAUAUAUAUAAAUGUUGGAAGAAUGUGUAUAACAGUUGCUUGUUUUCUUCUUUUUUCCUUCACAUAUUCCCAUUCCACAAGUGACUGUAUAAACAUAAGAUGAAUGCAAAGGAAAGAGAGAUUUCUGAUGUGAUGGAAGAAAUAGGGUGUAUCAAACUGAUUAUCCAAGUGUUCAGGGCAAUACUUUUGGAGAAAGGUUUACUACAGAAUUGAAUGUCUAUGACGUGGAAAUAAAGGUUUAUCACAGAGUUGAAUGUCUAUGACGUGAAAAUAAGGGCUAAAAAUUAUGCAGUGUAAGCAGAUUUACAUGGUAGAUGUGAUACUAGUGCUGGAAAACUUAGAUACAGUCGGUAUAUUUUUUUAUAUUUUCUAUAUUGUCAAAAAGUAUUUUAUUUCAUUUUGAACACACUUCAUCUGCAUACUGUUAUGCAUGAAUAUCCAAAUGGAAUGAAACAAUUGUUGCAUGUGAAUUAGAAAUAGUAUUUUGGAAACUUCAUUAAGAAAUAUUAACCCACACCCUAUAGUAUCACAAUACUAAUGCAGCAUGAAAGUUGUUCUCUUUCUGUAUUUGCAAUCUUCAGUAGCGUCGUUAUCUGGAAAGCAUGUUGGUCGUGUUUAUAUUGCAUUUAUGCAUUACACUGUAAUUUGUAAAUAGCCAUUCUCUCUUCUUUUUUUUUUUUUAGAGUAUGUUCACCUCAAUCCUCAUAUUGUUAUAGUUUUGUUUAAAGAUCAAGAAUAAAUCAUAGUUAUGUUU